CCGUGCCUUUUUUGGACUCUUACUAGACUGUAGGACUCUGACAAGGUUAGACAGUUGACAAAAGGGAGUUUGGAUGCUCAUUUCUUGGUUAGAGGGAGCUUUGGAGAGGUCAGCUUUGCGAGGAUGUGAAAGAGGAUAAGUGCCUGCCCCCAGCACCACGGAGAAGCUUUUGGUCUAAGACUUUUAUAUUUGAGCUGUAGACCACUGUCAAUUACUCACUUUGUGAGUUGUCCACAGCAAGAUUUAAUCUCAACCGACCACCUAUAGCUACCAGAGAAGUUUCUAGGCCACCUUCCUCCUCUGCCAGCUAGUGUGUGCCCAGGGAAUGCAAAAUAAAACUUAAUGUUCCUGGCAGUGUCAGCCAUUUGGAAUAUAGCUAGAAAUCUGGAAGUGAGAGAGAAAGACCUUUUAGCUCCGAGAAAAAUGACAGAGCUCAUGGAUAUUACUCCAUAGGAGAGGUGUGACAGCUCCCUUAGGCCCAUUGAUUUAGAAUUAUCUAUAAAAUUAAAUGAAGGCAGCAGUUUAGAAAGUGAAGUCAUACUAAUUAACAUUAGUAAGAAGUGAUGGCUGACAUUGGAAGGAGGAGACAGAAGAAUUAUGAAAAGCUGUCAGAAAAAUUAAAAGCAUUGUAAUCUGGGACCAUUUUGUUUAGGGGAAAAUAGCUUCACAUUUCAAUAGCUCCUCAGGGUAUUACAGCGUCACAGCACAGAAUAAUAACUGAUGUUCUUUCCGAUGAAGCCAAGUCCUUGGCAGUGAUUAAAUUAUAAUCUUUGUAGUUGCUUCAGAAAUAAAGAAGUGUAUAUAAUAUAUUUUUAAAAUUUACAUAAGAAUGGUCAAAAUAAUGGUUCUGAGAGAACCCUUAAAGCUUUGCUCCCUGGAAGAUUCAUUUAUGUAGGAUACUUUAUUUCCUGGAUCUGCUAAAUAAAUAAAGCAUUACUGUCAAAGUCUGAAUCAAAUAGAAUUAAAAAGGUGAAUCUAUUAUGAAAAAUUACCCCAAAGCACCCAGCACAUUGCUUUCCCUCAGCCAGGCAGAAGUGAAGCACGUACUAACCUAGAGCGUCCGUGCCCCAGCUCAUCCACGGGGUGCUGGGGGAAGAGCUGGGGCCAGUGCUUCAUUAGAGCCCCUUCCAGCCCUGGUGGCGGGGUCUGUGUAGAACAAUGCAUGUGGCUUGGAAUCCAUCACACUGCUCUGUGCUCCACGUGCAAUGUCCAUUGCCGGCAUCCUUGUGACGCAAGUGUCUCUUCCUCAAGCAGUCCACAUCUGUCUUUGAAGAUGAUGCGGUCAAUUAUGCCAUUAAGAAGGGAAAGCCUACUUGAACUAAUUUGCACUCAGAAAAGUGAAGAAAUUUUUCAGAGUGUAAAAUACAACUGAUGGUAGAUUUUCUUUCAUUUACCCACUUUUCAUUUGAAAGGAAAAGAAUUUAAGAAAGAGAAAAGGCCCCAGAGGAUAUGGCCAAUGCAUUUGCACAGAAGCACCUUCGGUCUAUAAUCCUGAAUCAUGUGAUCCGAGGGAACCGCCCAAUCAAAACUGAGAUGGCCCAUCAGCUGUAUGUCCUUCAAGUCCUGACCUUUAACCUUCUAGAAGAAAGGAUGAUGACCAAGAUGGACCCCAAUGACCAGGCUCAAAGAGACAUUAUAUUUGAACUGAGGAGGAUUGCAUUUGAUGCAGAGUCAGACCCUAGCAAUGUCCCUGGGAGUGGGACCGAAAAACGCAAAGCCAUGUAUACAAAGGACUACAAAAUGCUGGGAUUUACUAACCAUAUCAACCCAGCCAUGGACUUCACCCAAACUCCUCCAGGAAUGCUGGCCUUGGACAACAUGCUGUACUUGGCUAAAUUCCACCAGGACACCUACAUCCGGAUCGUCUUGGAGAACAGCAGCCGGGAAGACAAACACGAAUGCCCCUUUGGCCGCAGUGCCAUCGAGCUCACCAAGAUGCUUUGUGAAAUCCUGCAGGUUGGGGAACUACCAAACGAAGGACGCAACGACUACCACCCGAUGUUCUUUACCCAUGACCGAGCAUUUGAAGAGCUCUUUGGAAUCUGCAUCCAGCUGUUGAACAAGACCUGGAAGGAGAUGAGGGCAACAGCAGAGGACUUCAACAAGGUUAUGCAAGUAGUCCGAGAGCAAAUCACCCGAGCUUUGCCCUCCAAACCCAACUCUUUGGAUCAGUUCAAGAGCAAACUGCGUAGCCUGAGCUACUCUGAGAUUCUGCGACUGCGACAGUCAGAGAGGAUGAGUCAGGAUGACUUCCAGUCCCCGCCAAUUGUGGAGCUGAGGGAGAAGAUCCAGCCUGAGAUCCUCGAGCUGAUCAAGCAGCAGCGCCUGAACCGGCUCUGUGAGGGUAGCAGCUUCCGGAAAAUUGGGAACCGCCGGAGGCAAGAGCGGUUCUGGUAUUGCCGCUUGGCACUGAACCACAAGGUCCUGCACUACGGUGACUUGGAUGACAACCCUCAAGGGGAGGUGACAUUUGAAUCCCUUCAGGAGAAAAUUCCUGUUGCAGACAUUAAGGCCAUUGUCACUGGGAAAGAUUGUCCCCACAUGAAGGAGAAAAGUGCUCUGAAACAGAACAAGGAAGUGCUAGAAUUGGCCUUCUCUAUCCUGUAUGACCCUGAUGAGACCUUAAACUUCAUUGCACCGAAUAAGUAUGAGUACUGCAUCUGGAUUGACGGCCUCAGUGCCCUUCUGGGGAAGGACAUGUCCAGCGAGCUGACCAAGAGUGACCUGGACACCCUGCUGAGCAUGGAGAUGAAGCUGCGGCUCCUGGACCUGGAGAACAUCCAGAUUCCUGAAGCCCCACCGCCAGUCCCCAAGGAGCCCAGUAGCUAUGACUUUGUCUAUCACUAUGGCUGAGCCUGGAACCAGAGACACUGGUACCCAGAAGAAGGGAUUUGGGGCCCAGGAGAAACACUCACAGUCUGGUGCCUUGUCUUUUGCUUGUAUAAAAUCCGUAGUGAUUGUGGUGGCCAGUAAAUGCCAGCCAUUCCUCAAACCCACCUUGGACCACCCAGAGUUUCCUCUUGGUCCCUGUCCACUAAGAGUCAUGAAGGCAGGGUGCUCUGCCCUCCCCAUCACCGUCAAGCCUGGGAUUGGGCCACGAGGAAUGAACAGCAGAUGCCCUUGCCUUCCAGCCCAAGAAACUGCUUCUUGAAAUGGACUUAACAACAGCCAAUUACCUUUUCUUCCUAAGCCUGCUCUCUGGUUAGCUGGAUUCCCAUGUGAGCAAGUGCUGGCCCAGGAAAGGCUACCUGCAGAGGACACAUGUGCUGGGCCUGUUGAGAGGCUUGGAGUGACUGACUUGACUGACAUAGGAUGACAUGCCUAUGUCUCAGAUCUAAGUACAGGCCUUGGGCCUUGGCAUAGUGGAUACCUUGGGCUUUUGCUUUUGUCUUGUUGAUGACAGCUCACUCCAGUCUCAUAUGGUGCCAGGAUGCUGCUGCUACUGAGGUUUGGCUCUAACAUCUCUAGUUUCUAGAGCCACCAUAUCUCUUGCCCUUGCAGAUAUCAGGGCAGAUGGAAAUUUCUCCCUACAAGCUCUCAGUCUCUGCUUGACAAGUCAAGGACCUCCAGGCUGAGUCCUGCCCUGUUAGUCUCCAGGAGUGCUGCAGGGAAAGCCCAGCUGAGGCCUGGGCCUAGACUGUGGUAAGGUCACUAGAUUCUACUCCCUUCCCCCAACAUUUCUAUCUUUUCCUUCCUCGGGGAGAAAUCUCCCACCUAACCCUCCAGUUUGCUUUCCUUUGGCCUUCCAUACCCCAGGAAGUUUGCCUUCCCUUCCUCUCCUUUUUAGUGCUGUGGUUUCUGCCAUUGGCCAUGAUUUCAGGGAACUGGCUGAGGCCACAGCUGUGCCAAUGGGGCUUCCCUGGUGCUGCAGCACUUGUAAACCACACACACACAGCCUCUCUCCUUGGAUGUACGUUAACACAGUGGCAUACAGGACUGGUAGCCUGGCAUGGUAGGUACUACCCAAUGAAGAUUGUACUAUAUAUUUUCUUUACUAUAGGCCAUACUUAUACAGACUUGUAUAUAUAUUUAUAUAAGAUCUACCCAUACUAGGAUGGAAUGUUGGGAAAAAAUAGAAUUUUAGGGGGGGGGGGAAAUGUAACACUUCCAGUUGUGAGCCAAGAUUGUAACCAGAGAGUAGCCAGGAGCUUCCUGUCAGUAACCAUGUUUUCAAUAAAUACUCUUUCAUGUACAAACUGUA
Microcebus murinus (gray mouse lemur) is the source of this 4201-nucleotide messenger RNA. It is a transcript of the gene ELMO2, whose product is annotated as engulfment and cell motility 2. Gene Ontology annotation, biological process: cell motility; actin filament organization. Lineage: Eukaryota; Metazoa; Chordata; Mammalia; Primates; Cheirogaleidae. The record is from RefSeq and is a predicted model, not a curated record.